AUGACUCCAUUACACAUCUUGGCUCUUGCUCAAAAGCCUGUCGUGGAACUGCUUCAAAAGCUACUUGCUGGAUUCGAUGUGGCUCGAACCGAGGAUUUCUUUGGAUCGACCGUGUUGGAGUACCUUUCCAAGAAUCCGUUAGAGGAAGGAAAACAUGCAACUCGAUGGCUGGUAAAUCGCCUUGUUGGCGAAAGACUACCAUUUAUGGGGCUGGAUCGUUGCAAACAAGAACUACUUGCUGAGGAGGAAAGAGUCGUCCGCGCUUCGAAACAAGGAGUCUCGAGCAACGACGAAGUCCAGUGUUUCUUGGACAUGCUCAUGGAGUUGGAAUUGGUGGAGAUGCUAUCGUUGUUGAAACUGAAGCUAUGGAAAAAGAAAUUGGACGAGAAUCUUGGAAAGGUGAAGCAAGAUUCUUCCCGCCAGAGUUGUCGAGUUGGUUGCGGCAUUUCCAUAGUUGUUCAACACGUGUUGCCUUUUCUCGGUGAACAAGUGGGUCAUACAUAG
Cylindrotheca closterium is the source of this 504-nucleotide messenger RNA. NCBI's taxonomy places the organism in Eukaryota, Bacillariophyta, Bacillariophyceae, Bacillariales, Bacillariaceae. The record is from the annotation of a GenBank genome assembly.